AUGGAUUUGGACCUCAAUCGUGAUCUUCAAGACUUCCAGCAUUUGCUCAAUGACCUUCAGGUUGCUUUAUAUGAGUUUAAGCAUUCAAAGAACAAAACUGACAUUGACUUUGAGCUCAUCCGUCUGAAUACUCAGGCCCAGAGCACAGACCUCUACGAAAAACUUGAAGAACUCGCAAACAUUAUAACAGCGAAACUUGAUUGCGUAUCUGGAGAUACGCAGGAGGACAUGGAAUACCAGUUUGCACUACUCAAAGAGCGUUUUUUCGAUGUGAGAGUGGACUUCAGAGAAUUAUUGCUGUCCUCAAAAUCUUGGACAGCGCAAGAGGAAGAAGAGCAAACUGAUGAGCUUACAGAUGAGCCGAUCCUCGAUGAUCAUAAUCUUAAAAAACUUACAAAGGAAGAGCAGCUGCUGAACAAAAACUCGCUUCUCACGAGGAAACUGCAAAUCAAGUUCUAG
Molecule: messenger RNA, 459 nt
Organism: Ogataea polymorpha
Lineage: Eukaryota; Fungi; Ascomycota; Pichiomycetes; Pichiales; Pichiaceae
Exons: 2
Coding region: 1-459 (152 amino acids)
Source: RefSeq, a predicted model, not a curated record